Molecule: messenger RNA, 2007 nt
Organism: Rangifer tarandus platyrhynchus (Svalbard reindeer)
Lineage: Eukaryota; Metazoa; Chordata; Mammalia; Artiodactyla; Cervidae
Source: the annotation of a GenBank genome assembly
AUGUCAUUGGCUGGUCCAACAGAAACAAAUCUAGGUGGACAUUUCCCCGGCAUGGCCAUCGAAAAUGGCAGGAGUUCCUCAAAAUGGGAGGGCAGCAGCCCAGGUGUUGCCAGGAACAGUGAUGCUUCUGACAAGAGUGUUGAUUACAGCAGAUCUCGGUGCUCCUGCAGAAGCCCAGGCUCCCACUGCGAUUAUUCAGAAGACUUUCUGUCUGAGUUCUCAGAAACCACAGCUAGGAACAACUUAGAGAAGCCUACAGUAAAACAAAAGAAGGAGAAGAAGUAUAAUGUUUCUAAAAUCUCCCAACCUAAAGGCCAGAAGGAAAUCUCGGUUGGAAAAAAGCACAGAUGGAACGUACCAUUUCUCAACUCUCAUAUCCGUGUUGCUGCCCAGCGACGUGAUGCCAUGGCCCACCGCAUCCUGUCAGCGAGGCUUCAUAAGAUCAAAGAACUGAAGAAUGAGUUAGCUGAUCUGCACCACAAAGUAGAGGCCACAGUCAUAGAAAACCAAUAUCUGAAACAAGUCCAGCUUAAGCACUUGAAAGCUAUAGGAAAAUAUGAGAAUUCACAAAAUAAUCUACCUCAAAUUAUGGCCAAACAUCAGAAUGAAGUGAAAAAUUUAAGACAGCUCCUCAGGAAAUCCCAGGGAAAGGAAAGAGCCGUGUCGAGGAAGCUGAGAGAGACGGAUGGUGAGCUGCUGAGGACAAAAGAUGCCUUGCAGGCCCUGCAGAAGAUUUCUGAAGACAAGAGUCUUGCAGAGAGGGAAGAGCUCACUCAGAGAUUGUCCAUUCUUACAGCAAAGAUGGAGGCAAACGACAAAAAGAUACAGAGCUUGGAGAAACAAUUGAGGCUGAACCAUAAAGCCUUUACUCGGCAGCUGACCUUUGAGAACCGGAAGACCUUAGCAGCUCAGGCUGCCACAAAGACUCUGCAGAUGGAAGUAAAACACCUUCAACAAAAACUUAAGGAGAAGGAUCGAGAGCUCGAAAUUAGAAACAUCUAUACUAACCGGAUACUCAGAAAUUUACACGACAAAGAUGAUUAUCCAAAAGUUUCUUCAACAAAGUCAGUACAAGCAGACAGGAAAAGUUUUCCAUUUACAAGUAUGCGACACCAGGAAACCCAAAAAUCGGAAGAUGUUCCAUCUUGGACAACUAAGAGCAAGAAGACAACAGGAAACAAUGGUCAUAAAGAAAAAUCUAUUGAAAUAAUCCAUGCAAUUACUCCCUGUAUCAGCAAACUACCAAACCAAGAGGAUUCCAAGAGAAAAUAUGAAGAUUUAGCCAAGGAAGAACAAAAUUUGGAAGCACAACCAUCUCUGAAGAAUGCUAGACAACAGAGAGAGAGAACAGAAUAUCAAGAAAAGAAGGCCACUUUAGUGAAAGAAGAACAGGAACUACCACCAAAAAGAAUUCAAGUAAUCCAUCCCAAAGGGGAAGGUGGUCAGGAAGAUGAUACAGAAAAAGACAAGUUUAAAAGAAGUCCAGAAAUCAGUGACAUGGGUGAUAUGCCAGAUAAAAAUGCUGCUCCAAAUAUCAAGAUACCCUUCAGACAAAGAAAGCAUUAUUCAUUCACAGAAGCCAUCGAAAACCUGCAUCACGGGCUUCCUGCCUCAGGCGGGCUGGCCAAUGCUGGCAGCAUGAGGCACACUCAUAGCACAGGCAAGCACCACAGUUACUCGGAAGAAAUGAAGCCGGAGCAUCCUGCCAUCGCCUACGAACCCUCCUUCGCUAAAUCUUCCAGAACAAACGCAAAAGACACAACUUUCAGGGAGAAGAAAAGCCAUCUAAUGGAGGAACUCUUUGGGUCAGGCUAUGUCUUAAAAAGCAACCAAACAAGUACUACUGUCAUGAAAGAGCCUGAGGAGACUUUGCAGGCUAGGAAGAUGCAUCAUCUACCCGCUAGCCAGGCAUCUGCCAGCAAUGCUUUUGGAGAUUCUAGAGUAACCGUAGUAAAUUCUAUUAAGUCAUCUUCACCCACAGAAGGAAAGAGAAAGAUAAUUAUUUAA